AUGGAGUCGCUGCAGGCGUCGCUGUGCGAUCGCGCCAGCAAGGAUCCUCAAUCUUCAACCAACCACUUCAUCAAACUCCCCAAUGAGCUUGUCCUCGAAAUCAUCAACCUCUGCCAGACGCGCAAAGCUCUCUCACGUGUCAAUAAACAGCUUCGCUCGUUGACGAUUCCCUACAUCUUCCGGCGGAUGAGAAAGUGGAUCAACGAGGACAAGCUUUUUGACAGCCUUCAAGUCAUCGAGAAGAACCCUACCAUCCUGUCUGCCGUCCAACUCCGCUACGGCAACAAGACUCUAUCAGGCCCUCUUCGCAAGGAACUUCUCGAUAAGAACAUCGUCUUAGCAUCCAUCCGAAUCUUGACCUUUGGCAACACAUCUACCAUGAACUUCGUCCCCAGCACUUUCAUCAACUUACGUGUGCUCAGUGUCACCGUCAAGACAUCUCCCAAGAAGACGCCUGGACUGCAAGCCGCCUCGACGAAAUUGCAGCUAGAGGUCCUCGAGCUCAAGCAGGACAAUUGGACGACUGAAGACGUUGAGGAAAUCUUCGAACUCUUCCCUCAAGUCUCGAAGCUUCUCGUUGACGGCGAGCUGAAGAACACCAGAGUCUCAGCGCUCAUCCCCAUAUUCAAGCAAUUCAACAAUCUGCGAUAUCUUGCUCUGACCACUGUUCCCAAGGUCUAUCCCCGUCCAGGUCUUUUCGACGACGAGCUCCUCGAUGAGAUUGAUGAUCUUCGCGAGACACAUCCCCUCAAGGAGGAUCUGAUAAUCAAUGCUGUGGAGCUUUUCCAGCAAUGCCAGCAACUAGAGACAGUAUGCUUGAAGGAUGUUUUCGACGGACACGUCUUCCUGCCCACCAGAAAUGGUAAAGAGAUUACUGUCGAUGACAUCGUCUUCACCGAUGAGGAUGGGUUUACAUUCGGUUGGCCGGUUCUUUCGACUAUGUAA
Molecule: messenger RNA, 945 nt
Organism: Colletotrichum chrysophilum
Lineage: Eukaryota; Fungi; Ascomycota; Sordariomycetes; Glomerellales; Glomerellaceae
Exons: 3
Coding region: 1-945 (314 amino acids)
Source: RefSeq, a predicted model, not a curated record